AUGCAGCGGACAGCCGUGUCGCUCCUUGCCCGCUCUGCGCGCCCCGCCGUGCGCCCCGUCGCCCUCGCCCGCCCCGUCGCCCGCCUCGCCUCGACGUCGGCCGCCCACGACCCGCACGCUGGCCCCGCCGAGCACUACCCGCCAGAGGGCUUCAACGCCCCCUUCUGGCGCCGUCUCUCGCUCGCCGCGCUCGCCGUCGCCAUCUACCUCCGCGCCGCACCGGACGACCUCGCCGACCAGGUCGAGCACCUCGCCGAGCAAAAGCUGCCCUGGAUGACGCGCUACAUCGAGCACAACCUGAGCCCGGACGCCGACAAGUUCAAGCAGCGCAACGACCGGCACCUCGAGUUGGCCAAGCAGGCCGCAGACGACAAGCUGCUGUUCCAGGAGGCUGAGCGGCCGAGGGUCAGGAGGAUGCGGUACCUCGGCACCUUUGACCAGGCCUCGCCCAACGGCAUCGAGGUCGGGUCGCAGGCCGACCUCUCGGGCCUCGUCAUCAAGGCCGAGAAGGACGACUUUGCCGCCUAAGCGCGGUGUGUUGUCUAGACGGAGGAGCAAGGGCGGACGAGGAGGGGCGCCGGGUCGUGCAACCGGCGAGAUUGGGCUCUCUCUUUCGUUUC
Molecule: messenger RNA, 620 nt
Organism: Rhodotorula graminis WP1
Lineage: Eukaryota; Fungi; Basidiomycota; Microbotryomycetes; Sporidiobolales; Sporidiobolaceae
Exons: 3
Coding region: 1-528 (175 amino acids)
Cellular component (GO): mitochondrion
Source: RefSeq, a predicted model, not a curated record